Naegleria gruberi is the source of this 1260-nucleotide messenger RNA. RefSeq lists its product as uncharacterized. NCBI's taxonomy places the organism in Eukaryota, Heterolobosea, Eutetramitea, Acrasida, Naegleriidae. Gene Ontology annotation, biological process: mismatch repair. The transcript has 3 exons. Gene Ontology annotation, cellular component: mismatch repair complex. Gene Ontology annotation, molecular function: ATP-dependent DNA damage sensor activity; ATP hydrolysis activity. The coding region runs from base 1 to 1260 and encodes 419 amino acids. The record is from RefSeq and is a predicted model, not a curated record.
AUGAGUAUUAAUAAUAGUAUUGUUACUACACCCACUAAAUCAUCAGCAUCAUCACCAACUGAUGGUACAUCAUUAACACCAUCUCCAUCAUCAUUAUCAACACCUCGGAAUAAUGUUAGUAGUAGUAGUAUUACAACACCAUCAUCUACAACAUCAUCAACUUUAUCAACUCCAUCCACUCCAUCUUCAUCUUCUAGAAUGACAACAAUAGUUUCAUCAGCUCCUAUUAUUAAAAAACUACCAAAACAUUUACAAGAUACCUUAAAAUCUGGAACUAAUAUAUCAUCACUCUCUGAUUGUAUUAAAGAAUUAAUAGAAAAUGCACUUGAUGCACAAGCCACUAAUAUUGAAAUUCAAUUACAGGGUAAAGAAUGUAUCAUUAUUAAAGAUAAUGGUCAUGGUAUUCAUCAGGAUAAUUUUGAAACUCUAUGUAAACGUUAUUAUACUCAUAAAUUUAUGAAUCAUUUUAAUACUUUUAAUGAUAAUGAUAAAAAUGUAAAUAAUACCACUGAUAAUUUAAAUAAUAAUGAAUCAUCAUCUAAUAAUCAUUCUCAUAAUAAUAAUGAAAAUAAUAAUUAUUACUAUGGAUAUAAAGGAGAAGCAUUAAAUAGUAUAUGUAAUUUAAGUAAACAAGUACAUAUUAAAACUAAAUAUGGAGAUGAAUCUGAAUUAGGAACAUAUUUAAUAUAUGAUACAAGAGGUGAAAUUGUAUCUAAAACAUUAAUUAGAAUGAAUAGAGGUACAAUAAUAACAAUUCAAGAUUUAUUUUCAACCAUUCCAGUUAGAAAGAAAUGUUUUGUUAAUCAAUUUGAUUCACAAUUUACAGAUUUAAAAGAAAUUUUAAUUUCUAAUAAUAGUAGUAGUAGUAUUAUUACACAAUCAUCACCUUCUUCUUCUAUUAUGAAUAAUAGCAAUAAUAAUAAUGAAAGUGGUAAUCAUUAUACAUCUAAUUAUAGAACACCAUCACCUCAAUCUAAAAGCCUUAUUACCACUCUUCAUAAUAGUAAUCAUUCUAAUAAUACAACAACACCAUCACCACCUAUAUUUAAUAAGAGAAGUGUUAUUGUAAAUAAUAGUGGUGGUAGUAGUGGAAGUGGUAGUGGUGGUUAUAGAUCUACUAUUAGUGGAGGUAGUAAUAGUACAUCUAAUUAUAGUACUAAUAAUAAUAAUAAUAAUAGUAGUAGAGGUAGACAUAUAGAAUUAGAUGAUUCAUUAUUGGAUGCUAUGGAUGAUUUAAUAGGUUACAACCCAUUGAUAUAA